Gopherus evgoodei (Goodes thornscrub tortoise) is the source of this 1531-nucleotide messenger RNA. RefSeq names its product casein kinase I. Gene Ontology annotation, cellular component: nucleus; cytoplasm. Gene Ontology annotation, biological process: peptidyl-serine phosphorylation; signal transduction; endocytosis. The record is from RefSeq and is a predicted model, not a curated record. Bases 222 to 1472 code for a protein of 416 amino acids. Gene Ontology annotation, molecular function: ATP binding; protein serine/threonine kinase activity. The transcript has 11 exons. Lineage: Eukaryota; Metazoa; Chordata; Testudines; Testudinidae.
AAGCAGGCACUCAGAGACUGAAGGGGUAGGCGAGAGGGAGGGAGGCACUCAGCAGGCAGAGCAGAGAGGCAAGGAGGGAGCUCAGGGCUUGGAGCUGGGUACAGCUGCGAACACCCUGUUCCAAUCCUCCUUCAUCCUUCCCAUCCCAGCCACCUUCCUCCCUGACAGCCACCGGAGCAGCAGCCGGACACAGACCCCUUCCAGACAGGUGCGACUGAACCAUGGAGCUCCGAGUGGGGAACAAGUAUCGUCUGGGCCGAAAGAUUGGCAGUGGUUCCUUUGGAGACAUUUACCUGGGUGCCAAUAUUGCCACUGGGGAAGAAGUUGCCAUCAAAUUGGAAUGUGUCAAAACCAAGCACCCCCAGCUCCACAUCGAGAGCAAGUUCUACAAAAUGAUGCAGGGAGGAGUUGGUAUUCCCUCCAUUAAGUGGUGUGGGGCAGAGGGUGACUAUAAUGUGAUGGUGAUGGAGCUCCUGGGACCCAGCCUGGAGGAUCUCUUCAAUUUCUGCUCCCGCAAGUUCAGUCUCAAGACUGUUCUGCUCCUGGCAGACCAGAUGAUCAGUCGUAUAGAGUACAUUCAUUCCAAGAACUUCAUCCACCGGGAUGUGAAGCCAGACAAUUUCCUCAUGGGGCUUGGCAAGAAGGGCAACCUUGUGUACAUCAUCGACUUUGGCCUGGCCAAGAAGUACCGAGACGCCCGGACCCACCAGCACAUCCCAUACCGGGAAAACAAGAACCUGACUGGCACAGCCCGCUAUGCCUCCAUCAACACCCACUUGGGAAUUGAACAAAGUCGCCGUGAUGAUCUGGAGAGCUUGGGCUAUGUGCUCAUGUACUUCAACCUGGGUUCGCUGCCCUGGCAGGGCCUCAAGGCUGCCACCAAGCGCCAAAAGUAUGAGCGUAUCAGCGAGAAGAAGAUGUCAACACCCAUUGAGGUGCUCUGCAAAGGGUACCCUUCUGAGUUUUCCACAUACCUCAAUUUCUGCCGCUCACUGCGGUUUGAUGACAAACCCGACUACUCGUACCUGCGGCAGCUCUUCCGUAACCUCUUCCACCGCCAGGGCUUCUCCUACGACUAUGUCUUCGACUGGAACAUGCUCAAAUUUGGAGCAGCCCGAAACCCUGAGGACAUGGAUCGGGAGCGGCGAGAGCACGAGCGAGAAGAGAGGAUGGGGCAACUCCGGGGUUCUGCCACACGGGCACUGCCACCCGGCCCCCCUGCUGGAGCCACAGCCAACCGUCUUCGCAACGUUGCGGAGCCCAUGGCCUCCACACCCGCCUCCAGAAUCCAGCAGUCCGGAAACACGUCCCCCAGGGCAAUCUCCCGAGUGGACAGGGAGCGGAAGGUCAGCAUGAGGUUACACAGGGGAGCUCCUGCCAACGUCUCUUCCUCCGACCUCACAGGGCGGCAAGAGGUGUCACGGAUUUCAGCGUCACAGACGAGCGUGCCAUUUGAUCACCUUGGGAAGUGAGGAGAAGAUGUCCCCGGACCAGUGUUUGCUUAGUGUCUUCACUGUAUUUUUCUUUUAAA